Messenger RNA from Equus caballus (horse), 10200 nucleotides. It is a transcript of the gene NTM, whose product is annotated as neurotrimin. The record is from RefSeq and is a predicted model, not a curated record. NCBI's taxonomy places the organism in Eukaryota, Metazoa, Chordata, Mammalia, Perissodactyla, Equidae.
UUGCAGAGAAUGCGGUUGAAUCAAGGUUAACUCUGGGUCUGUGGUGCGGUGGGCCCCAGCAGGACCCUCAGCCUCCUCUGGAACCCAUGCUGGACUGGGCAGAGCUGGCAAAUGGCUUGGAGCCCUGUGAGAACUGUCAGAGUCAGACGUGUAAGAAGUUAAGGCCUGGUGUAAAUCUGCAGGUCACCAGAGGGUGACAAAGUGCCAAUCAACAUGGGUUAAUCAAAUGAAUGACAUCAAAAAUGGCAAAGAGAACUGUGUCUUCUGAGCUCGCUCCAGAAUGAGGGCCUGGGAGCCUGGUUGAGGCAGUGAUACUUCUUGGUUUGGGAUCUGAGGCCCCUUUGAAGGUCAAGUCAAGGUUGUGGUCUCCAGAAUAUGGUGUCUUUGACAGCAGCAGUUACCCAGCUCAGGAGCAGAGGCCUCCCCCCUCAGUCUCGGAGAGCCAGGCCGGCUCUUGGCUGCCCCUGCCAGUGCCUCCACUGGGCAGCAGAUGGUGAGAGGCGGGCUGUGAGCACUUCUGCGCUCCUCUCAGUGUGCCCCAAUCCCUGUUUCUAAACAAAUGGUCUGUUUUUGGAGUGGACUAGGCUUUCUGACCCCAUGGGUCCUGGAUGAUGAGCCUUCCUGGCAGAGGCAGGAGGACCACGUCUGAGCAUUGCUGGCACAGGCGUCCCGCUCCCUCCCUCUCUAUCAGAGGCCCCAAGAGCGUUGUAUAAAAGAGGGUGCUUCAUGUGCCCUCCGUUUAGGAGGACUUACAACAGGGCAGGCUGUCCCAAAUGCCUUCAGGAUCCAGGCAGGGCAAGUGAAUGAGCAGAGCCCGCCUGGAUGAGAAGGAUGGCGGAUGGCGGCAGACUGGACCAAAUCCACCUCAUCUGAAAGCAUUCAAAGCUUAUUUUAAACCCUGGGAAUACUUAACGAGACAAAUGUGCGCCAACUUCGGGCUGCGGUCCAUGCAGCUUUGCAACCCUGAGGAAACUACACUAGAUGCACCGGCCAUCCAGACGGCUUGCGUCCCCCACCCCUGCCAGGUACCACGGACCCUCGCUGGGACAUGUCUUUGCUCAGGCUGUUCUGGAUUCCUGGAAUUUCUGUUCCUUCUCUUCGGACUGGCUACUUCCCAUUCAUCCUUCAAGACCCUGCUGAAGCCCCCCAUCUUUGUUCCCAUUGCACUAUGAUGGCAUUAACGAGAAGGCAGUGGAGAUAUUUAUUUUUCUUUCCCAGUGGACUACCGGUACUUAUAGGAAAGGGACACGAUCUUACUUAGGUUUUGGUGCUCCUGGCUGGGAAGGGCCAGAGGAUUGGAAACCCACGUUUCUGAUGGUGACUGUGAGGCAGCAGUGAGACCAGAAGGCAGCUCCACUGCCCUUCCUGGCUGCCCACCAGCUGCGCUGCUGGUGAACUCUGGGGCAGCCCUCACUCAGGGCCGCUGAGGGUUCCUCACUGAGCGGGUGGGGCUUGCAGUUGACCCAUCGGAUCUCUACUGACCUGUGAAGAAGCCUGCCUUACAGGACGCAGCGAGGCCAGUGGCCUUCUCUGAGCAGGGCAAUUGGGCAGGCUCGGAAGGAGUGUGUGGCCCUUUAGACCAGAUGCAACUCUGAUGCUUCUGCCAGGCUCCAGAUCUGCACUUUGAGUGCCGGUGCGCAGCGGAGAUGCCACUUUCCCCAAAGCUAUGGACAACGUGACGGUCCGGCAGGGGGAGAGCGCCACCCUCAGGUGCACAAUUGACAACCGGGUCACCCGGGUGGCCUGGCUAAACCGCAGCACCAUCCUCUAUGCUGGGAAUGACAAGUGGUGCCUGGACCCACGCGUGGUCCUUCUGAGCAACACCCAAACCCAGUACAGCAUCGAGAUCCAGAACGUGGAUGUGUAUGACGAAGGCCCAUACACCUGCUCUGUGCAGACGGACAACCACCCAAAGACCUCACGAGUCCACCUCAUUGUGCAAGUAUCUCCCAAAAUUGUAGAGAUUUCUUCAGAUAUCUCCAUUAAUGAAGGGAACAAUAUCAGCCUCACCUGCAUAGCAACAGGCAGACCAGAGCCUACGGUUACCUGGAGACACAUCUCCCCCAAAGCGGUGGGCUUUGUGAGUGAAGAUGAAUACUUGGAAAUCCAGGGCAUCACGCGGGAGCAGUCGGGGGACUAUGAGUGCAGCGCCUCCAAUGAUGUGGCCGCACCAGUGGUACGGAGAGUGAAGGUCACCGUAAACUAUCCACCAUACAUUUCAGAAGCUAAGGGUACAGGCGUUCCCGUGGGACAAAAGGGGACACUGCAGUGUGAAGCUUCAGCAGUUCCCUCGGCAGAAUUCCAUUGGUACAAGGAUGACAAAAGACUGGUUGAAGGAAAGAAGGGGGUCAAAGUGGAAAACAGACCUUUCCUCUCAAAACUCAUCUUCUUCAAUGUCUCUGAACAUGACUAUGGGAACUACACUUGUGUGGCCUCCAAUAAGUUGGGCCACACCAAUGCCAGCAUCACACUAUUUGAACUAAAUGAGCCUACAAGCUCAACUUUGUUGCAAGAAGUGAAAACUACAGCUCUGACCACUUGGAAAGGCCCGGGUGCAGUCAGCGAAGUGAACAACGGGACGUCGAGGAGGGCAGGCUGCAUUUGGCUGCUACCUCUUCUGGUCUUGCACCAACUCCUCAAGUUUUGAUGUGAGUGCCACUCUCCCGCUGGGGAAAUGCUGCCGCCACUCCACCCACCAACAGAAGAGCAAAGCAACUCCGACAGCAGCAAGAGCAAACCCGUUUCUAAAUACAACACCAUCAAAUGAAAUUCCAAGAAACAGAGCCCAAUGGGACACAAAUUCGAGGGAGGGGACAAAGAAUACUUUGGGAAAACAAGUUUAAAAAUGAAAUUCAAAGUCGCCUUGCAGAUAUGUAGGUAGAGCUGAGUUUUCUUUCUUUUCCUAAAUGGAAGAACGCACACCUGGCUUUGGACCCACCUGCAAGCUGCAUUGCGUGACCUCUUUGUUACCAGGUGGGCAAGGGCUCAGCCGCUCUGCCCGCUAAAGUGCCCCACCAAGGAAAAUUUUGCAGUCGGGCAUCCCAAAUUCAAUCAGUCCAUAGAGACGAACACAGUGAGACGUGCGGGCCCACAUGUGCCCCUGUGGCCCCUUUCGUAGACUGUGCACUAUUGUGUGUGUUAUGAAACGCAAAAUUUAAAAAAAAAUAAAGAAAAAGGAAACUAAACAAGACAGCCUGACAGCUACAACAAUCCCACAAUCAACAGUCACAAAAGAUGUUAUUAAACUUUUUUUUUCAUUUUACUACAUGGACAUCAUGGAUAAUAAGGGAUUCUGAUUCAUUAUUAAUUUUAUUAAUUAUAUUUUCUGAUAUGAGUCUAGAACUUAGUGCAAAAACAAGACAAAACUAAAAAAAUACACAAAUGAAAGGAGUGAAGAGGAGUAUGUUUGUUAAACAUUAAAAAUGAAUAGUGUACUUCUUAACUAGGUUUACAACUGGUGGACCACACACCGGGCAUUAACCACCUGGUGAGGAUUUGGCAAAUCCACCAAAAAAAACACAUGUGAUUUAACCAACAUCUCCACCAGCGCUACAGAUUUCUCCUUAUUCUGGCAUUUACUGCAGACAAUACUAUGCUUCCUCACGCUGUUUAGAAAUGGAAGGGUGAUCUGCACUGUAUCUUCAGUUUGUUGGCUAUGCUUCUUUUGAUGACAUAUAUUAUACAGUAUAUAGACACAUAUAUUUUUUUUGUUAGAGUUCUAGCCAUUUUAUUUCUCAGCAGGGUCCUUUCUCAGACAUUACUGCAUGCUGUAUAUGGCGUUAGCUGUGUGUUGAUCUUUUAAAAGAUGAUAGAGUUUACUGGUAAUUGUGUAAUCAGCUCCUGCCUUUUUAUUUUCUUGGGUUAUUUACAUGUCAGAGACAUUUAUAAAAAGUGAAAAGAGAAAAAAAAACAAAACACUAAUACCAGGCACAGCAUCUUUUCCAGGUGUGGCUCUCUCAAGGCAAAGGCCGCCGCAGGAGGCCUCCCUUCUCCAUCGUGCCUCGGGGCAUGAACAAACAGCAAGCACCUGAACAGCUAAACAGUCAGUAACCGCUUGUUUCAGCCCAUUAUGGGAAUCUCUGAUGCCUUCGUGACCACUGGAGAAUUGAAUCCUCUUGGUUUAUUUUAUUUAAUUUCCCACCUUUGUGUGCGUGUGUAUGAAAGAGAAGAAAAUGCAGUUUUUAGGUACCCUUUUUUUCCUCCCCCGAAGUCUGGGAACCAGAGAGGCCUCGGGGAGGGGUCCUGGAUGUGAUGAGGGAAAGUGGGAUUGGGGGCUGGGGGAGGGAGGGGUUGUCUCUGACUUGACAUUAAAAAGUGUUCCAUGUCCCUCUUCACCUGGUGUGGUACAUCAUUCUCAAGUGGGGGUGAGGGGAGCAGAGCCUGCCUGGCUCAGGUGUGAAGACCGUGGAGGGGAUGGGCUCCAGACUCAAGCUCCUGCUCUUUAGGCCCCUCCUGGGGGUGGAGUGGGCCUGUUUCUGUGGAAUGUGCGCUUGUGACAGACAGGGGUGCGGGAAACCACCUUCACCCUCCUAAAGGAAUCAAGGAGGGCGUGUCUCAUGGGGACUGUGUCAGAAGGUCCUGGCUGAGGCCGGCAGCAUCCUGCUUGAAUCCAAACACCUCACCUCGUAACCUGGGCUAAAUGUCGAGUCCAGUUAGGGAAAGGCUUUUACAUGUGAUUAUUUCAGGGAGGCAGCAUAGUGCAGCUCUCACAAAAAAGAAAAAGCUUGAAACGUUGUGGGUUGGUAUCGAAUAAUCCUAAAUCCCAUCAAGCAGUGCUCUGGGGAGUGUCUUCCCUCCGUGCCUGUUCCCCAAGCCUGGCCUCCAACCACAAGUUAAGAGGAAAGGUAGAUUUUAAUACAAAAUAGUAUUCAAAUAAUUCUAAAUUGUUCUGAUUAAUUCUGGGAAUUAAAUAAGUAGCCGAAGAUUCACUGAGAGGCAGAAAUGAGGUGAGAGCCAAAACACUCAGGAAUUACUGAACUUAUGUCUUCAGGGGUCAAUUCCACCUGAAAGUAGGAAAUGUUUGGAAAGGAGUAAUUUCAUUUCCAGCUGCUGCUAGCAAAGUUGAGAAAAGAUUGUUGAUUUCAUGUUUCUCUGUGCCCUUCUGACCUUCCACCCCCACCGCCAGGUAUCAGAUAUCCCAACUCCUUCCUGGCGGCAUGCUCUGGAACACCGUGGCCAAGCCUCACAGAUUUUGGCUGUGUUGGUGUCAUUCCUCCCUUAUGCCCCAGAACUGCUAAAAGCAAGAAGCUUUGAGUCUCCUUAGAGUGAAAGUGGGUGGGUGAGAAUUAUUAGCUCUCCCAUGCCUCAACUUCUUCAGACACUGACCAGAGGAUUUGGGUGAGAUCAUGGUUCAUUGCAAUAGUGUGGGGAAAACACAGGUAAUUUCCAUAUUGCUAAACUUGAGCCCAGAGCACCUCUGAAUAAAAUAUACCAAGGCGUCUGCAAAGAGACACUUCCUAUACUUUACUGGGACGGGAGAACAUAGCGGUGCAUCACCUCCAUUUGAGUCAGAGCUUUCUCUUUCACAUUAGUAAGCAUGCUUUAGAUCAGUCUAUCACCAUCCUGCUAGGAGUAACUGGUCAGUCAUGGCCAGCUCUGUAAAGUGGCAUUUAUCAGGAAGACUUCACUUUCCCUGUUUGCCAACUCAAUUGUCCUUCUUGUCUUGAGGUUCUUUAGAGCUCUGGUUAUUCAAGAGCAUAUCUCUUGUAGAACCAGCUUUGCCAUGACUCACGGCUUCAACGGAUAGGAGAACUCUCUAUCCUGCCCCAAGAGGGGUUUCCUCUCAUCUCCUGCAUAGGGUACCAUGUGACCUCCAAUCUGCUGAGUUUCAGUCUUUAAAGGGAGCAUCCAGGUGCCCACAAGAAAGGCCUUCAACCAGAUCUAGAGUUCCAUGUCCAGGAGGAUAUGGCUUUGAUAAGAGCUUAUAGGGACAAUUCUCAGGCCCAUAUCUUCUCAGGAAACAGGAGCUUAGCAAGAGUGUUCAUUACAGCGAGUGAAGAAAGGCAUCCUGAAUAGUGCCUACAGUUACUUUUCUUGACACAGUUUGUGAUGGAAGACCAUUAAUACAGGCUGGCCUGGAUUGCACAUGUGCUAGACUCCCUGAGACUCAAGUCACUGUCAUACUUUAGGAUUCAUUCAGUACCCUAAUUUUAGGAUGUUUCUUGGGGGAACAGUGAUUUAGGUUUGGGAGAUUUUAUCCCAUAAUUGUUUCUCAUAUGUGUAGGGCUGGUAAUGGGGGAUUUUCAAGCCCUAGCCACUCCAAACAUUCCUGUAGAAUCCCAAUCAUCUUCUGUCAACAGAAUAUCUGCGCUCUAGCCACACAGAUGUGAAUGGCUCCAAGUUCCUGCAGUUAAAACUCCCCCAUAAAUCCUUCCACACAGUGGGCUCAGGUGUCUAACCUGAAGACUUGUCAGUACUUGUCCAAGGAACGCCUUCUGAUGAGUGGGACUUGCAAAGCUGGAGCUAUUUUCACAGUCAGUGACCCAUAAAUUUUCAUUUUUGUUGCUGUGGAUGGUGAUAAUGAUGGUGAUGAUGAAUGGCAGUUAUUGGUUCUUCAAGCUGGAGAUAAGUUAGCAAAUGAAUUAACACUAAAAUAUGAUUGAGAUUUAGCUCACUCCUUUGGAGUGGCCCCAUCUUUAUCUUACAGCUCUGAACCAUGAGUUUAGAAGGGAAGAGAGUCACCCUGAUCAAUCACAGGAUUGUCCCUUUAAUGUGUGGAUUUGUUUGAUAAAAAUUGUAAAAUCUGGCAUCAGCAAAACAUCCACAUUUUCUAUUCUCACAAUGGUAAAAGUUUGAGGUGCUUCUCAUUAGAGGAGAAAAACCUAUGCAAAAGGAGAGAUGUGGCAGAGUAGAUGGUCCCUGCUUAUGACGAGCCUACACGCAGUCGUGCUGCUACUGGCCGAACACAUCUGCACAUGCUAAUCAUUUGCCCUUCUUCAGACAGGCAACUUAAAAGAAUUAAGAUUAGUGGUAUCUGAGAGAGGAACUAGGUAGUACCUCUUUCCAGCAAUUUUUUAAGUUUUAAGCCAAAUUCCAGAAGUAAUUUGGUUCAGAACUUGCUCCUUGGGACAUGACUGUAAGGUAGUGUCUCUUUUGUCAUCCCAUAACUGCCCAAUCAGGCCACUCCGAAGCACUAGUUCUUACAUCUCUCUGCACUUAAUUCAGACUCGUUGUCCAUGAGCGUCCAACUCUGUCUUCCUCCAAGGCAAUAAAUGCAAAUUAAUAUCCCCAUGAUCUGUGAGUAACGAGGUCUCUGACUCUGCAUCUUCAUUCUCAUUUCCCUGUCUCCUACAACUCCAUAUCUCUCCCAUCAUAUCUAUAUCAUGUGACUAGAACAACAUGGCUUUCUGAAGGAAAGAUUCCUUAAUUCCUUAGCUCAAGUUAAGAUCACUUCUUGCAAUUUAUGUUUGAUGCAUUUUGGUGCAUCAUCCUUUAUGAUGAAGGCUUGGUUUCGCUUUAGUGUUUUGAGUGUCGAUUUUGCUCCCAUGCAAGCCUCCAUGUAACUUAAAACACCUGCCUCUGGCGUAUUGUGAAAGUAUGUGAGUGCGAUUCCAUGCUUUGGGGAUCACUAGCAGUAUUUGAAAAUGGAUUAUUCCUCUGCCAGAAUAUCUAUUUGAUUAGAGCUUCCUAGAAACAUAACUUGGCUAUGGUCAUAGCACGUAUAUGGCUUCUAGUGAACCUGAUUUUGGAAUUUCUUAGUGUCAAUGCAGUAUUUUGGAUACAGAACUGAAGUGAUAAUCAGUAGAACUAGGUUCUAGUCCAGAUUCUAUCACUAGCUGGUGGGGUUCCCUUUCUUUAUCUUUUAUACAAGGUGUUAUGAUGGAAGAUUGUUCAUCUUUUUCAGUCUUUAAAAUUCAAUAUUCAGGUAAUUCCAGAUUUUAGAAGAUUUCUGCAAGAAACAAUUGAGAAAGCUGCAUUUUUGGUAAGUGACAGUUGAAGGUGUGAAUCUGGGCAAGUUCUAUAGCCAAUGCAUUUGUCUUUGUUUCCAGAACGGCUCAUGAGAAGGGAAAACACAUAAUCAGAGCUGCCGUUUCUGCAGGUUUCAAGUGACUCCUUAAGGAGGACUUGAGGGAUGGAAGCUCCAGCCCUCGGAAUGGAGUGUUGUCUGAUAAAAGACAGUGGCUUUUUCUGGAACGGGAAAUGAUGUUAGCCCCAAGCUGCUAUUCAGUUUUGCUCUCUGUGUGACACAAGUAAAACAGGAGAAAAUAAACGGCCACACAUCAGAAAGUCUAGGGGACACGUUGGAACUAGGAAAAAUUCUCCAAGUUCCCACGAGGAAUGUGUGUGUGUGUGUGUGUAUGUGUAUGUGUGUGUAUGGUAUCUACUGUAAUUACUUAAUUACUUAAUUAUUCAAAACAGAUGACACCUGUUAUUCCCAAGAUUCAUCUUUAAAAUAACGGGAGACAGUAAUGAAAAGAAGAGUCUCCAGAUAAGGUUUUUAAUGAUCAUAUCACUUAUCGUCCUGAUAAGCAUUCUGCUCGAGGACCCAGAAAGGUUUGUGCAGGUCUCAUUUGACGUAUUUGUGUAUUUUUGGUUCCAUUCUAAGUUCACCAUGUCCCCCUCACCUUUCAUCCUGCCCCCUAGACUCUGUGCUUCAUUUUUAAUUCCUCUGUGAAGAGCAUGAGGAUGGAAGAGGCAGUAGGCAGAGCUCAGACUGAGUUUGGCGUUUGAAGAUGCGUGAGCCCUGGUCCCUUCCCCCAAAUGUUUGUGCCCGGCCACUCUCUUAAGCUUCAGUUUCUUCUUAAGCAUCACUUGCAGAGCUGAUGAAGGACCAGAUGGGGCCAUGAAGCCACCUAUUCUGCACUCUGUAAACUCAAAAGGGAAGAAAAGCACAAGCCAUGUAGCACACGUGUGGGUGAAGAGUCCUUGUCUUCCCUUGGAAGGAUGAAGGAGAAAGAGGAGGACAAAGAAAAUAAAUGCUUGAUCAAGUCAUCGAUUCAAGCCAGCACAUGUCAUUUUUUUCACUCUUGUCCACAAUUUUUCUCAUUCAUAUUGACUACUUGGAAAGGAAGACAGACAGGAAGUAAAAUGUAGAGCAAUACAUGCUGUUUGUUAGAUACAAAAUUCUUUUCUUUACGUGUCCAUCUUAGAGUUUAACAAACAAGAAAAAUGAAAAUAAAAAGAUAAAAUAGAGAAGAAUGCAAAAAAAUAAGACAUCCUUUAAUCUGUGUGAUGGAGUCUAUGUAUACAUACAUCAAGUGUGUUCUGUGGUGCUGAGAGUUAACUUCUCAGAGUGGAGAGGAGAGGCCCUUCCUGCUUACUCACUAGUCGCUGUGAGCACCAUUGCGAGGCACGCUCUUGACAAAAUACAAUCAGAUUUCACGUAUUAAAAGUAGCAUGUGCUAUUGCUUGCAAAUUUCCCCUCAUCUUUUUGAGGAAUGGGUAUAGGUAGAGUAGCGAGAAUGUGAAACCAGCAGCCAAAGGAUGCAGUCCAGCCCAAACACAGCCUCAGAUUUGCUGUGGGAUCUGCACAGUUCAUUGCACCUUCCAGGGCCUCGAUUUCCCAGUUAGUAAAAUUGAUGUUGACAAGCUGGUCUCGGAAAGCCUCCCAAGGUCUGAAAUCCUCCUUCUGCCUUCUUCUGUAGUUCACAUCUACCUCUAGAAAUAAGAAUAUUCCAUGUUUGAAACCAAGGCAAAGCCUUUGGGCAGGCAUUGGCCAUGUGGAGACAUGUAAGGGAUACUAUUCACACUUGACUAGGAAGGGGCCUGUUUUUUCUGGCAUGACAUCAAGAUUGAAAAGGCUACCAUUCUCAAACCUUUGGAUGUUAGGCUACUCUUUGAGAAGAAAAAUACAGACACACUAUCAAGACCAGAAAUCCGAACAAGUACAAAUGCACAAAAUGCUCUAGAAGAUCUCAGAUGGUUUGUGGGCUGUUCCAGACAUGCCAGUGAGCUCCAUGUUAAAACAUCCCACCGUGAAGUUUCAUCCUGGAUUUUUUUCUAUAGGCUGCUUAUAUUUCUCAAAUAUACUUGAUAAGAAUUAUGUGCUACAUGCUGUGAUUUUUAACUAAAUAAACAAAAAGCAGAGCACACUCUGGAGUCACCCAGGGAGUCUCAUAUAGAUUAGAGCCCAUCAUCUAGGAAUCAAACCCAUAAUGAUCUAACGCACAAGCUCUUUGUCCCCAAAUUCUUUUUGCUAACUGACUCUUCUCACUGUAUGUUCCUUACUCUGACAAUUAUACCAGUUUCGGUAAAACCAAA